GGCGGCGGCGGUGGGGAGGUUUGUACUACGUCGGCUUCUUGGCCGGAAGCGAGAAGAGGAGGAAGGAGUGUUGCAAUGUCCAGGGGUUUGAAUUUUAAGGCGGGGGGCUAAUUGUCGCUCUUAAGCUUAGAAAUGCUUGGGUAGAUAUAAUUCUCCGCUUUAUGAGAAGAGGGUAGAGCGCGCACGGAGGUGUAAGUGGUCACGUGUUCUCGAUGCUGGUUUAGGAGCACCUAAACCAUCAUCUUAACUUCGCGCUUCCGCCUGGCUCGCUUUAAAAGCCGUUUUCAGAGAGGCGGAACGCCCGGAUUUUAUUCUGGUGCGCGCUCUGCUACCAGUUGACUGUGUCCUUGGGCUCUUCUCCGCUGCUCAGUAUCCUUCCUCAUCUAUAUAUUGAAGGACAGGCAAGUCCCUUAGUCACCGUUCAGUUUUUCUGAGUAUUAUUAUAUGUCCAUUAUGUCAUCUGAGCCAGAAAGUCUUGGGGGCUAAAUAUCGUUGACCCCAUUUUACAAGGAAGACGUUGAGUCCCAGGGUGAGAGGUUUGAUGACUUCUUCAAGAUUGAACAGAACGUUUGUAAAGAUUUCAGACCUUGAGGGUAGAAAAUUGUGCUCUAACUCCGUGGUCGGGUUUCCUUUGUGUAUUUCUAUAUCAUUAGUUCCUGAAACUGGACCAUAGCAGUUACUCAAAAAGUUUUGAGUGAACCAGUGAAUCUUGAUGUUAAGACCAAUGACAGAAGCAGAUCUGGUGUCUUUACCUCUCUGAUGUACUAAGUAGUGUAAUUCUUCUCCAGGUGUAUCCUGUGCUUUUCUUGAUUGGGGACUCGGAAUCCAGUCUAAAUUCUUCAACUUAAUUAGACACCAUGGAGGCACCUCCGGUCACCAUGAUGCCUGUCACUGGAGGCACCAUUAACAUGAUGGAGUACCUGCUGCAGGGAAGUGUUUUAGAUCACAGUUUGGAAAGCCUCAUCCACCGCCUACGUGGUUUGUGCGACAACAUGGAACCUGAGACUUUCCUUGACCAUGAGAUGGUUUUCCUCCUUAAGGGCCAGCAGGCCAGUCCUUUUGUCCUAAGGGCCCGGCGCUCUAUGGAUAGGGCAGGGGCACCCUGGCAUCUGCGCUACCUGGGACAGCCUGAAAUGGGAGACAAGAACCGCCAUGCUCUGGUGCGAAACUGCGUGGACAUUGCGACAUCUGAGAACCUCACUGACUUCCUGAUGGAAAUGGGCUUCCGCAUGGACCAUGAGUUUGUUGCCAAGGGACACCUGUUCCGGAAGGGCAUCAUGAAGAUUAUGGUGUACAAGAUCUUCCGUAUCCUGGUGCCAGGGAACACAGACAGCACCGAGGCGUUGUCACUCUCCUAUCUGGUGGAAUUAAGUGUUGUUGCACCAGCCGGGCAGGACAUGGUUUCUGAUGACAUGCGGAACUUUGCGGAGCAGUUGAAACCUCUGGUUCACCUCGAGAAAAUAGACCCCAAAAGGCUCAUGUGACUAAGGCAGUCCGUCCACCAUUGGGGUCUGUCGUCACCUGUUACAAAAAAGACUUUAGGGCCGGCCCGGUGGCUCAGGUGGUUAGAGCUCCAUGCUCCUAACUCCGAAGCCUGCCGGUUCGAUUCUCACAUGGGCCAGUGGGCUCUCAAUCACAAGGUUGCCAGUUCGAUUCCUC
Rhinolophus ferrumequinum (greater horseshoe bat) is the source of this 1659-nucleotide messenger RNA. It is a transcript of the gene MED18, whose product is annotated as mediator complex subunit 18. Bases 858 to 1484 code for a protein of 208 amino acids. The transcript has 2 exons. The record is from RefSeq and is a predicted model, not a curated record. Gene Ontology annotation, biological process: regulation of transcription by RNA polymerase II; termination of RNA polymerase II transcription. Gene Ontology annotation, cellular component: mediator complex; core mediator complex. Gene Ontology annotation, molecular function: transcription coregulator activity. NCBI's taxonomy places the organism in Eukaryota, Metazoa, Chordata, Mammalia, Chiroptera, Rhinolophidae.